Anarrhichthys ocellatus (wolf-eel) is the source of this 1197-nucleotide messenger RNA. Its product is annotated as natterin-3-like. The transcript is spliced from 4 exons. The record is from RefSeq and is a predicted model, not a curated record. Lineage: Eukaryota; Metazoa; Chordata; Actinopteri; Perciformes; Anarhichadidae. The coding region runs from base 1 to 1197 and encodes 398 amino acids.
AUGUCUGAUGAAGCUGUCAGUGCUGCUGCUGCUGGUCUUGCAGACUUCAGCCAGUCCUCUGGACAUCGGAGCAACACGGAGCAGGAAAACGUCUCCUUCAUGAAAUCGGAUAUAAAUGGCACCCCUGAAAUCACAGAGAGCCGAUUGCUGCUACCGGAUCGCCCUCUUCUAACUGUUGCUAAGCUAAUGCAGAAGAGGCAGGUUCAGUCCUCCUCCUUCGUGUCUGCUGAUGGCUCUAACCUGGCCUCCUCCUUCUUGUCUGGCAGUGGCUCUAACCUGGAGUGGGUGACCUGGAACAACUCUCUCCCAGACCAUGCAGUUUCAAUUUACGUUGAUUACUUUGAUCGCAUCGAUUAUGUCUGCAAAUACAAGUGUGAGGCUGGCUUUUAUACUCCCAGCAUGGGUUCUUAUUGCAACUAUGCCAAUGCAAAAAAAGUAGAUGCUGGUUCCCCGUUUGAGAUCCUGGAGUGGAAAGAGGGUUCGCAAGGUUCAGUGCCCCAGAGUUCAGUCACAACCUGCUCAAGGGGAAAUAUAUAUGUAGGGAAGAACCAACAUGGACUUGGGCAGGUUGUGACUGAAGAGAAGCACUUCUACCUCUCAUGGAAGAAUUCUCUAUUUUCAUACAGCUCCUACCAGGUCCUGACCACCAGUGAGGCUAUAAUCAGCCAGCAGGUUUACAAUGUCAGGUACAUCACUGAUGAGUCUAAAUUCAUCCAAUAUCCUCCGGAGGUCAUGCGGAAAACAUCUGUCAGCAACUACGAAUGCCGCUCAGUGGUGAAAACAGACUCCCUUUCAAAAACGUACCAGGUGGAGCACAGGUGGGACAACAGCGAUUCUAUCAAAGCAGGUGUUGAAAUGACCCUCACAGCCAAAAUCCCUUUCAUCGUCUCCAACAGUAUUAAAUUGGGCAUCGAAGUGUCGUUCCAGUACUCUUGGGGAAAGACGGUGACCGAGGCCAUCACCAGUACUGAUUCUGUGGAGGUCACGGCCCCGCCAAACAGUUACUGCGUGGUUAAUAUGGAGCAACAUAAGAUCACAGUUAACAUCCCGUACACGGCGAGCCUCAAACGCACCUACGCUAAUGGGGAGAUCCACACCACGUCCAUCACCGGGACGUAUGACAGCGUUCAGGUUGGAGAAGUCCGGGCCGUGGCGGACCGAUGUGAACUUCUCAAAGACGCCAAGCCUUGCAAAUAA